AUGUGGAUUUAUCCCAGUAUAGAUAGGUUGCUAUUUCCUGACACUUUCUAUGCUCUGCUUGUAAAACAGGAAGCAGAAAAACCCGUCUCAGAUCCUCUCUAUGGCCGCCGGAUACAUUGCUGGGUUCUAGUAUUGUCUGGAAAGUGCGAAGUCCCAGAGAACUUAUUUAUCGACUCAUUCACAGGAAAAAGCUUUGACACCAAAGAUGAUCACUUCCUGGGUAUUGAAAGUGUGUGGAAUCAUGAAAACUACUGGGUCAACAUGCAAGACUGUCGCAACGGGUGCAAGGUACUGGGGACAGAUAUCACAACGCGUACAGCCUGCGAUAAUGGGAGAGGUGGUGUUGUUUACAUGAAAACACAAUAA
This is a messenger RNA of Pelobates cultripes (western spadefoot toad), 366 nucleotides long. The record is from the annotation of a GenBank genome assembly. Lineage: Eukaryota; Metazoa; Chordata; Amphibia; Anura; Pelobatidae.